AUGGAGACCAAGUGGGUCAACAUGCCCACAGUGUCGAGCAUGGCAGAACACAUCCGCGAAUUCAAGGCAAUGUACAGCAUGAUUCUUCUGGCACUGGUGGACCACCGGUACAGGUUCCGGUACGUCAGUGUGGGAUCGCCUGGCCGGUGCCACGGCUCUUACGUCUACCAACGUUCGCUGCUGGAAAAUGCGGUCCAGGGACAUUUGUUCCGCCGGCCACUACUCACUAUCAGUGGCAUUGCUGUGCCACCUCUGAUCCUGUGUGACCAGGCCUUCCCACUGACGGCGAACCUCAUCAAACCAUUCAGUCACAGGGCACAGUUGAGCAACGAACAAAGGUUGUUCAAUUACAACCUUUCCAAAGCUCGCCGCAUUGUUGAGAAUGCAUUUGGUAGGCUAAAGGCAAGGUUUCGCUUCAUCAUGAAAGGAAUGGAGUGCGACCUUGACACCUCUCGCCUUGCCAUCCGUGCCUGCUGUGUUCUCAACAAUGUGUGUGAGCAUUUCGGUGACACUCUGCUCCAACACUGGCUGGUUGAGGUUCAGAACAACGACAAGGAGCUCCAACAGCCUGACCAUACCACAGACGUUGUAGAAGGCACAGGUUGCGACGUGAGAGAAGCUCUCGUGAGACAUUUUCAGCUCAGCUGUGCUGGAAGUGCCUAA
Messenger RNA from Rhipicephalus sanguineus (brown dog tick), 663 nucleotides. RefSeq lists its product as uncharacterized. The record is from RefSeq and is a predicted model, not a curated record. NCBI's taxonomy places the organism in Eukaryota, Metazoa, Arthropoda, Arachnida, Ixodida, Ixodidae. The transcript is spliced from 2 exons. The coding region runs from base 1 to 663 and encodes 220 amino acids.